GCGACCGCCAUCUCGGGGUCCUUUGGCACUCAAUCAACUCUUCCUCCAGCUGUGGCUGAACACACAUUAUCGGCUGCACUCUGAGUCCAGCGCUGGCCACCAUCGUUUUUGCUCCACGUCAACGCCUCUAUUCAGCCUUGUCUCUUGGUGGAUGACGGGAGUUGGCACCGUUUGGCGCCUCUUCAAUAACCGUGACUCUGCAGCACCCUCGAAAGAAGUACAUCUCACCAAAAAGAAAAAGUGCCUCUUGAGCCGCCAGCAGCACAAUGGCUCGCCCCAGAACGUCACGCUCACCAUCUCCUGCAGGAAGCCAGCAGUCCUCAAGACGUAACGCAAAGGAUGAAGAGAGACGUGAUCGCGGUGGCAACCGGGACAGGCCCCGCGAUCGCCACCGCUCCCGCAGUCCUGCCGACCGCCGCCAUCGAGAACGAGAACGAGAACGAGACCGAGACCGAGACCGAGACCGAGACCGAGAUCGCGACCGCGAUCGAGACCAUGGCACAUAUCGCCGCCGCGAUCGCUCCCGUGACCGGUCCUUAGAUCGCCGAGAUGACGACUACUACCGCGGCGGACGCAGGGACGGCAUCGCCAACCGCGACCGUCGCCGCUCACGCGACCGCCUUCGCGACCGGGAACGAUCACCGCCAAGACGCCGUCCGCGGAGCCGUGAUGUCGAUCGCGAUCACCGCGCCAGGCGAGAUGACUCCCUAGAUAGAAAUCGUGCUCGUCACGAGGAUGCCGCCGAUUUGGGGCCGCGUGGCAGAGCUGAUGACCAGCGCCAACGUGUGUCUAGCACAGCACACGGCGGGAAGCCCAAGGAAGCAGAUGCCGCCAAGACCGCCCAGUCACAGGUGCAGUUAGAGGCCGACAAGAAAGCCGAGAGACUGGCUAAGCUGGAAGCAUGGAAGAAGAAGAAGGAGAUGGAGCAGCGUAAGGAGGGCGGUGCAACACCUGGCAGCACGAGGAAACUCCUUGCCGAGAUGGACAUCAGAGCCACCGGAAUCCCCGCUGCUAUCUUGUCUCCGUCAAACGGAACGACCACGGGGCCCGGCUCUCCAGCGACCCCCCAAUCGGCCCAGGAGGCGCAGCCAGUCGUCCCUUACGGUGGUAAAUUUGAUCCCAAGGCCAUAGCUAAGAAAUCUGGCCCCCGGCAUCAAUCCCCCACUGUUCUCGGGUCCAUCAAGGGCCACCCUGUCGACAAGACCGCCACGGUCUCGACAACCUCCUUGGUCGCGUCCUCGCUACCGCAAGGGAAACCAAUCAGUGGCUUUGGGUUCCAAAAGUCGUCUGAACAUGACAAGGCCCCGACAAAGCGCAAGUUGAAUUUGGACGACGAGGAGACGUCGAAGCGCAAACUUGCCAAGCUACCUGAUGUAUCUCUUGAAACCACGGACAGCACGUCGUACGUGGAGCAGGCUGAUGACGACGACUCCUCGGAUGGUGACAACUUCGCAGGGACCGAAGAGGAGGCUGCCGCUGCGGCCCGAGCUGCUCAUGAGCGGCGCGAGGAACGGAUGCUACAGCAGAGCAUGGCCAUACAAACAGAUGACAACAGCGAGGUCCCAUCGGCAGCAAACGGCGAGACAGCUGAUGCUGAUGUCGUAGUACCCCAUGAGAUCACGGCUAUGGAGGUCGACGAGAAGAAUACAGUGGAAGACGACGUUGAUCCGCUCGACGCCUUCAUGGCCGAUUUGGAAGAGCCAGCCACCAGUGCGCGAAGCAAGCUAGCCAAGACUGCGGGCGGCUCCAAGCCGGCCCCUAUCCCAGAGGCCUACUUCAGUGACGACGACGACUUUGCAUCUGGCGCUGCGGAGGAUCCCGAUGCCAAAACUUUGCUUGCUCUGACUGCGAAGCGCAAGAAGAAGGAGAUCCCCAAGAUUGACUAUAGCAAGCUCGAUCUUGGGGUGAUCCGCAAGAAUUUCUGGGUUGAGCCCUCGGAGUUGAGCGAGAUGUCGGAAGCCGAGGUGGCCGAAUUGCGCCUCGAGCUGGACGGCAUCAAGGUGUCAGGCAAGGAUGUUCCAAAGCCUGUGCAGAAAUGGUCGCACUGCGGUCUCACACGGCCGAUAUUGGAUGUCAUUGACAAGCUGGCCUACGACAAACCAACUGCCAUUCAGAUGCAGGCUCUUCCCGUCAUCAUGUCGGGCCGGGAUAUGGUGGGCGUGGCCAAGACAGGAUCCGGCAAGACCAUGGCGUUCCUUCUUCCCAUGUUCCGCCACAUCAAGGACCAGAAGCCCGUCAAGGACGCCGAGGGCCCCAUCGGCCUGAUUUUGACCCCCACCCGCGAGCUUGCCGUUCAGAUCUUCCGCGACUGCAAACCGUUUCUGAAAGCGCUCGGCCUGCGCGCCGUCUGCGCAUACGGCGGGCCCCCAAUCAAGGACCAGAUAGCCGACCUGAAGCGGGGCGCAGAGAUUGUGGUAGCAACGACAGGCCGGAUGAUUGAUCUCCUGGCGGCGAACCAAGGUCGAGUGGUUAGCCUGCGGCGGACCACGUACAUUGUCCUCGACGAGGCCGACAGGAUGUUCGACAUGGGCUUCGAGCCCCAAGUCACAAAGAUUCUGGGCAACGCCAGGCCAGACCUCCAGACGGUACUGUUCUCGGCCACGAUGCCGAAAAUCAUGGACGCACUCGUCAAAAAGGUGCUUAAAAACCCGGUGGAGAUUGAGGUUGGCGGCAAGAGCGUGGUUGCGUCGGAGAUUACGCAGAUUGUCGAGAUCAGGGAGGAGAAGACAAAGUUUAACCGGCUGCUGGAGCUUCUGGGAGCGCUCUACGUGGACGAUGACGACGUCCGGGCGCUGGUCUUUGUCGAGAGGCAGGAAAAGGCAGACGAGCUGCUGCGCGAGCUGCUGCACAAGGGCUGGGGUUGCAUGUCCCUGCAUGGCGGAAAGGACCAGGUGGACAGAGACUCGACCAUCUCGGACUUCAAGUCGGGCGUCUGCCCAAUCCUCAUAGCCACAUCCGUGGCGGCGCGGGGCCUCGACGUGAAGCAGCUAAAGCUUGUAGUCAACUACGAUGCGCCAAACCACCUCGAGGACUACGUCCACCGUGCUGGUCGGACGGGUCGGGCAGGGAAUACGGGCACGGCGGUGACAUUCAUCACGGAGGAGCAGGAGAACUGCGCCAUGGGAAUUGCUAGGGCUCUGGAGCAGAGUGGUCAGCCUGUGCCGGAGCGGCUCGUUGAAAUGCGCAAGGCGUUCAAGGACAAGAUCAAGGCGGGCCAGGCCAAGGACCAAUCCGGGUUCGGCGGCAAAGGUCUCGAACGGCUGGACAAGGAACGAGAAGCGGCACGCAACCGCGAGCGCAAGACGCACAAGGCUGAAGGAGAAGACGAGGACGUGCCGGAGGAGAAGACGGGCAAGGACGACGAGAAGAAGCUGAAGGCGUCGACGGCCAUACUGUCCGCGGUGUCGGCAAUCGUCUCUCGGGACGCAGCCAAGGCCGAAGCCGAGGCCAAGGGCACAGCAAGUUCAAACGAAGCCGCAGUCUCGACAGGCGCAAAGGGCGGGGCCCUAGACAAGGCUGCGUCGGCCAUCGAGAUGAUCAACGCGCGGCUCGCCAAGGCCGGGCAGCUGAGGCCCGGGCAGCCCAUCGACAACAAGGGGCCGGACGCGGGGGCUUUCCACGCGACGCUAGAGAUCAACGAUUUCCCGCAAAAGGCGCGCUGGGCUGUCACCAACCGCACCAACGUGGCAAAAAUCCUGGAUGCUACAGGCACCUCCAUCACUACAAAGGGCACUUACUACGCUCCGGGCAAGGAACCGGCGCCGGGUGCAGACCCCAAGCUGUACAUUCUUAUCGAGGGCGAUACAGAGCUUGUUGUGGGCAACGCCCUGUCAGAGCUCACGCGCCUCCUCCGCGAAGGCACGAUAGCUGCCGCGGAUGCAGAGAGCCGUGCCCCGGCCAGUGGCAGGUACACCAUCACGUGAUUGGGGCACAUGCCGCGGAAGAAUCAGGAACGGCCCUUAGAAUUGGGCUGUGUUGGCCGCAAAGGAGGCCCAGGGUGUGUUACAUAUAUAGUCCAUACAUGUAUUAAUCUCUAUAUUCAACGGUUAAUGCGGUAUGACGGGGGUUAUCUCGUCUGAUUCGUUCUGUGCGCCCGCAGAAAGAGAGACCCGGCAAACAAAAAGGCGCAACAUGAGUGGGGGAUGGAAGGGAAAGGCCGGGGGAUAGGCUAGGCUAGGCUGGAAAUAAGUAGUAGAUAGGCAAAGAAUAAGAUUGGAUAUGAUGGAUGGAUAUA
Molecule: messenger RNA, 4234 nt
Organism: Gaeumannomyces tritici R3-111a-1
Lineage: Eukaryota; Fungi; Ascomycota; Sordariomycetes; Magnaporthales; Magnaporthaceae
Product: pre-mRNA-processing ATP-dependent RNA helicase PRP5
Exons: 4
Coding region: 267-3923 (1218 amino acids)
Molecular function (GO): nucleic acid binding; RNA helicase activity; ATP binding
Source: RefSeq, a predicted model, not a curated record